This is a messenger RNA of Pseudo-nitzschia multistriata, 3732 nucleotides long. The record is from the annotation of a GenBank genome assembly. NCBI's taxonomy places the organism in Eukaryota, Bacillariophyta, Bacillariophyceae, Bacillariales, Bacillariaceae.
CGUUAAAACUACGGGAGGUUCUCAUUUCGCGGCUGAAACUUAUUCUUCCKACUGGACGUAUACAAGUUGUAAGUCAUUUGUGCCGCAACAUCAUCAUUGGUGUGUUGUAGUAGUUCUUUGAAUUGUACACGCGAGUGGUUGUGAUGAAUCAAAUAAAAUGGUAUUCGUUUUGUGCUUACACAUAUUUUUUUGCAGAUCGAUCUUUCUAGACGAGGACUUCUACAGGAUGACGCAGAACUGAUAAGCAAUGCCCUUCGAUGUAACCCGCAGAUUGCAGUSUUAAAACUAGGAUACAACAAUUUUGGGGAUAGAGGAGCUAGUAUGAUUGCCUCUGGAUGCGCGAAAGAAAGGAAGCACCAUCAAAAUUUAACUGUCUUGGACCUAGGAUUUAAUAAUAUUGGCGAUGCCGGAUGCACAUCUCUCAGCAUGCACAUGGUAGCAGGAAAUCAUACAUUGMGAAAUCUUUUCUUAUCAGGUAAUCACAUAAAGAAUAAGGGUGCGGUGGCAMUUGCGAGUGCAAUUCUUCAUGGUUGCAGUCUAUCACGGCUCCAUCUUUCAAACAACAAUMUAGGUGAAGAAGGCAUUAAUGUMCUCGUUCAGUCAAUCGCAGAAGCAGAGAAAAGAGUCCAACAACUUCUUCACAGACAAGGUGGUAUCAAGAUCGGUUACAACAUUAAACCAGUUACUAUUGAAGAAUUCAAUAUAGACAAUGUUCUGAUGUCGUCWAAAUGCUUCGAAACACUGUCUAACAUGGURGUGGCGAAUUCCAAUCUGAAGAACAUAUCUUUGUCAAACAACAAUCUUGAUGACUCCGACUUGUCGUUGCUAUCGAAAUCGCUYAGCCAAAAUAAGAACAUUCCAUUGACGUCGCUGAUUCUUUCAUUCAACAAAAUCACRUGUGUUGGUGUCGAAUGUUUGAUGAAUGCAGUAUGGGGUUCGUCGACCCUCAAAGAAAUCAAACUURACAGCAAUUUGAUGCAAGAUCGCGGCGCCCAGCUUUGUUCAGUUGUCCUUGGUUCCAUACGGUUGGAAUUACUYGAUAUUAGUUUCAACAGAAUAUCGACUAUUGGAGUGAAGGCUAUCAUGAAAAGUCUUUCMGAAAAUACAUCCCUGAAAUGUCUGGCACUUUGUGGUGUUCCCAUGGAUCAAAAUGCAUCGAAGGCAGUAUCAUAUGCUCUUGCAUAUAAUCAAUCACUACAACGAUUCAAUAUCGAUAGCUGUAGUGUUGGGUAYUCGGGACAGCGUCACAUCGUAGCCGGUAUCGUUUCUAAUCGAUAUACAAAGUUGCAAAGGUUAACGGGAUUUCCCCUUGCYCGUAAGUUCGCCAACGAUGUUUUUAUCAGAGUCUGUACGUUUUCAACCCKCAACUCACGAUGCUAUAUUUAUCGAUAAUUUUUUGAUUGUACUAGCAAUCAUAAUGACGUUAGGUUUGCCGCAGCUCCCUGAGGAAUGGGGAAAUGAUCGGGUUUUGAGUUUUGUCAGAUUUAUGUGGACCCACUGGAAAUUAACGAAAACUGUUGAGCCAACAAAAGAGAUAGAUGAGGAAAAUGAUCUUUCAAGAGGACCCGCGCCUCCCUCAAUGGUAGCUUCUUCGGCAAAACGCGCAUUUGGAUCUCUGAGCAAAUCAGAGGAGUCCAGGAUUGCAUUUCAGAACGAACUUCAAAAUCAAAUUGAUGACAACCCAAUUGUAUCACCCGAUACCUCGGUCCUUGUAAGAUCGUUGUCAGGAAACAAUUUGCAAGUACCAUCGUGGGAACGGCAGCCGAGUGCGACCCAAGAAAAUGUGGAGAUCGAAGGUGAAGUUGAACGCUCAGAGGAAUGCUGGUCAUCCGAGAUGGAAUCAYUUGAUCAAUCUUCCUACACAGGAUCAUCAACAUUGAGCUUCCAAACUGCAGCCGCAAUUGAAUAUGAGCGACGGCACAAGAAUUUAACAUGGUUGCGAUCCCAUUUACAAACUCUAAACGAUAUYGGUAAUCUUCCUUUCGACGAUGGGGACUUGUGGCAACUCCACCAGUACUAUUUUUCACCUGCUWACAACGGAGAUGACAAUGCAACAUUAGAUAUGACCGAAAGCAUCGAGGACCACGAGGAAAACGGAAUAAAGGAGCAGGCUCCAGCACCUGCUGAGUUAGAGAGCUCCAACAUGGGUCGUGCCCAAUCAUUUCGAGCCCUUGAAAACGCUGUUUCAGAGGUGAAUUCACCAGUUCAACGGCCGAACAAAAGAAGUUCGUUGGGAGAAGAGUURAAAUUUGACCAAGGCAAUGCGAAACGUGCAAAGAACUCUAGGCCAAGAAUUGCUUACUACCCACGUGUGAAAGAAAGACUUGAAUCGAAACCAUCUUCGAARACACUCAGCUUGCUAAGGCAACUAAAAUACAUCGAGAAUGCAAUGCUUGAAGGAAGAAACGUUUAUUCCUUUAGAGACCAAGAAGAWGAMAAUUUUCCAACCACAACAGACGUUGAAAUGGUUCUCCUUGACCUGCUAUAAAAUUUAUGAACAACCUGGAUGCUUUUGAAUACGACUMUUUUACUAMGUUUUUAACAGAUGUUGAGURCACAGAUAUGAAAAGCURCUUUUUCGGAUUGAUUUUGCYMGGAGAGGAAUGCGCAAUCGAUGAUAAAAAAAUAAUACUACCGGUACUAAUAAAAGAGAUAAUUUUUCUGGUGUAUUUUUCUGUCGAUGCUUCCGUACGACUACGAGUACAGGGGUAUGUACGUAGGGGUCAUAAGAAGAGUAUGUAUGGGAACCGUACGAGACCGUACGAAGUACGUACUGUACGUGUUCCAUUUUCGAUAAUCAUCUCGAAGCACAGUACGUACGUAUCGUAUGGGAGUUUACGUAAGAUAUUUUGUUCUGUACUCUUGUUUCAGUGUUAAGGAUAUCGAUAGAGUUUCCAGAUUCGCCACGUUCCGAUAAAGCGUUCUCGGCCACACAAAAAUGACGAAAUAUUUCGUCAUACGCGGUCGAUUGAUGAUCUUUCGACAUAGCAUUGCUGCUGCUGAAAACAAUGUUUUUGUGACCGACGGAAGAAAUCAGAAGCUACUGUUCUCAUAAUAGCAUUCAAUUCUACUUUCGAAAAACAGUAAUAUCAAUAUCUCAAGAUGGAACAAACUUACAUCAUGAUCAGUAAGUUGCUAUGGUGACAGAUUACUGCCUAACCAUUUUGUCGAUCUUCAAAAGGUGUUCUCACCAGUUUCUUCCACUGCAUCUCUUUCUUCUGCAGAGCCCGAUGGCGUCCAACGUGGACUCAUUGGUGAAAUCAUCAAGCGAUUYGAACAGAAGGGUUACAAGCUUGUGGCCAUGAAGCUCACCAGCCCUACCAAGGAACACAUGGAAAACCACUAUGCUGACUUGAAGGAGAAGAAAUUUUUCCCCGGUCUCAUCGAAUACAUGACCUCUGGACCUGUCUGCGCCAUGGUUUGGGAAGGAAAGAACGUCGUUUUGGAGGGACGCAAGAUGCUUGGAGCUACCAUGCCAUCCGAAAGUGCCAUGGGAACCAUCCGUGGAGAUUUCUGCAUUGAAGUUGGCCGCAACAUCUGCCACGGAAGUGAUGCUGUCGAGUCCGCCAAGCACGAGAUUGCUAUGUGGUUCCCYGAGGGAGUCAUUAGCUACGCUGCCACCGAAGCUCAGUGGAUUUACGAGUAAACGCUAGGCUUUUGUCACCGCGAGCCGUUAUUUUUGAAACGGCCUUGGUAUUAUUGUAGAAGAUGUAAUAGAAGAAUUUAAAAGCU